AUGGAGGGACACUUGGCAGAGCCUGGUGAAAGUCCAUCUGCACAUCUGUCUGCAUCCACUCUUCAAGAGCCAGAUGGGAGCUCUAAGACAGGUUUGAUAAGGGGAGUUAGUGGUAAUGUUAACUCCAUUCAGACAAACCCUCUGGCUCGCAACAGGAGACGCAGCAUCAUGAUAAAUAUGCAAAGCCAAGCUGAGAGCAAUAAGGAGAAGCAGGCAAGAGCAAAAGAAGCUCGGGAAGCUCGCAAACCAAGGUUAGGACCAUGCCAUAAAUACCUGAUGGACAUGGUCGCUGAGAAACUUGGCCUGGAUGCCACGGCUGUCGAGGAGUUUGUCCUAGACAGUGGCGAGCACCUUUGCAUCCUUGAUGCAUUUCUUGUGAAGGAUGGUUCUCGAACUGUAAUGUUCUUCUAUCAGGAGUCUGAGCCUUUAGGCUGGGAAUGUGGCAGAAUCUACCCAGGAGCACAGAAAGGCAAGAUGCUACGGCUAUGCGUCACAAAUGGCACAGAUAUGGGUCUCGCUGGGCAGUGUGUGUUCUUUCUGCGUGUCAAAUCAGAGAUAGCACUGACUCCUAGAAAUAUACAUGAGGAAGCCAUAUGUGGCUCGCUCAAUGUUGACCCUACUGAUCCUGCUGGUGUAUUAGCUGCUGUUCAUGAGCUGCUUGCUCAUGUCUACCAGCCAGCGAUUCACUCAGUAAGUGACUGGGGCGCGCUCAAUGAGACGCCACAGGGUCGUAAGACGUGCAGAAGUUUUCUGGACUCAUACGAUAACUUUCUGCUGUUUCUUGAAGGCGCACAGGCUAGUGUAACUGGAGCGUUAAAGCUAAAGGAUUGUGAAGCAUUUGACUUAAAAGAGCUGAAGUCAAUGGCAGAUUGCCUGCAGGCAGCUAACCAACCUGAAACUCUCACCAUUCUGGAGGAACUGGUAUCGGCAUGGUGUAAACAAAUCGAGCAGGUCUUAGCAGAAAGUGAGCAGAUGAGAAAAGAGGCAGAUGACACGGGCCCACUUGCAGAAUUGGAACACUGGCGGCAGUUAAUGGCUAGGUUUAACUCGAUCGUCGAGCAGAUCAAGAGCCAUAACUGCAGGAUGGCCAUCUGUGUACUGAAUGCUGCAAAAUCCAGAGUUCUGAAGGUGUGGAAGGAGCUUGACAACCGGAUAACAGAUGCUGCUAACGAAGCCAAGGACAAUGUGAAGUACCUGUACACGUUAGAGAAGCCCUGCGAACCGUUGUACCACUCUGACCCCGUCAGCAUGGCCGACUGCAUUCCCAGUCUGAUAGAUGUCAUACGCAUGAUCAACAGCAUCUCGCGUUACUACAACACGUCCGAGAGAAUGACGUCAUUAUUCAUAAAAGUGACCAAUCAGAUGGUUACUGCCUGUCGUAACUACAUCACAGAUAAUGGCAUAAACAGAAUCUGGGAUCAGCAGAGGGCGCCACUCAUAACCAAGCUCAGAAACUGCAUUAAACUUUGCCGGGAUUACCAAGGUUGUUUCCAAAGGAUCAAGAAAAAGAUUGAGACCAUCCCUGGUGAGAGGCCAUUCGACUUCUCGGAAAUGUACAUAUUUGGAAAGUUUGAUGCUUUCUGCAAGAGACUGGAUAAGAUCAUUGAGCUGCUGAACACUAUUGAGACCUAUUCAGUUCUGAUGACCUCCCGAAUCGAAGGCAUUGAGCCAAUGGCAAAUAAGUUCCAGCAUGUGUACAGCUCCAUGAGAAAGAAGCCCUACGACAUCCUUGACCACCGCAAGUUGGAUUUCGACAAUGAUUUUGUUGACUUCAAGAAGUACAUAUUCGAAAUCCAGUUGCAGCUUCAAAACUUCCUCGACACUUGCUUCCAGAGGAACCUUUCAUCUGUUCAAGCUCUCAAACUUCUACAACGGUUCAAAAAGCUCAACAUUCCUUCACUGAACCUGGAUGAGAAAUGCUUUCUGAUAUUGAUGAAUUUCGGUGAAGAAUUGGAAAACAUUAAGAAGUUGUACCAGAAGAGUAGAGAAGAUCCACAGAUACCUAGGGAUAUGCCACCUGUUGCUGGCAAAAUCUCCUGGGCACGUCAGCUGUUCCGGAAGAUUAAGGAGCCAAUGGAUAUCUUCGUGUUGAAUGAAGAGAUGCUGCGUCUGCCAGACGGGCAGAAGAUUGUGAAGCAUUAUAAUCGUGUAGCAAGUGUCUUGAUGGAGUACGAGAUGCUCUAUCACAGAGCCUGGGUGAAACAGAUCGAUGUCGUAAAAGGAGCCCUUCAAGCACCACUGCUCGUCAGGCAUCCAGAAAGUGGUGUACUCAUCGUCAACUUUGACCCCAUGCUGCAUCAAGUCGUACGCGAGGCUGAGUGCAUACGCAAGCUUGGCCUGCCUGUACCCGAAUUGGCCAAGAUGCUAAGCCACACACAAGCACAGCUAAAGUCAAAUCACAACAAAAUGAAGGGCCUUCUAGAAGAAAACAACAGAGUGAGAGCUAACAUCCCCUCGAUCUUCCUACCGCUGAUUGCAACGACGAUCAAGAAAGUCGAUGACGCUCUUAGACCGGGCCUAACUCUGCUCUCAUGGACGUCGCUGAAUCUCCCUGACUAUUUCUCGUCUGUGUCUAAGGCUUUGGACGAGUUGAAGCUACUAAUCAAACAGGUGGAUGAUAUCCGAAGCUACCGCAUAGAUGGUGUCUUAGAAGAGAUGGGUGAUAUGAUGCUGUGUCACCUUCCAGAGGACACUGCCUGGACAGUGAACCAAUUCAUCACAAACUCAAAGAAACACUGUGAUGAGGCAGCAAAAGACCUAAAUGCUAUGAGCACAAAGGUGGAGGAGGGUGUUUACGAUGUCAUAAACCUCUUCCUCACUAAAGCAGAAGCCACGUUCAAUGCUUCACAAAUUGAUGAGCCACCGAAGAAAAGUCCAAGUAUGCCAGAGCCCGGCGACAGCAUCAUAGAGGAAGAGAGUGACAUAACAGAGUCUGAGCUUUCUAUCCUCACGGAAGCUAACGAACAAGAGCAUCAGCUGAAGCUUGAGUGCAAGGAGCUGUUCAAUCACUUCAACCACAAGAAUCUAGAGGCGAUUGUGCGGGCCACCCGUCUAUCCCUCGACGCCAUCAAACGCAGGGUCUUUUUUUCGAGUCAGAUGGGAAGCAGACGAGCAGGUGAUGAGACAGGAAACAGAGGCAAGGAAGCUCACCGUAGUCCAUUCUUCCGCACCGACAUCGUCCUGCUCUUGCCCAACGUCGUGAUGCAGCCAAACCUAGAUGACAUACAGCAUGUGAUCAACAAGGUGUCACAGUUUGUGCUGGAGGUUGGCCGUGGUGUAUCGCAGUGGGGCCAGAGGACUGCAGACAUUUCUAUAACCUCUGCUGUGAAUGUACAAGCCCCGGCAGCUUCUAUAGUUAAGAACUACUACAAGUCUAUUGCCGAGCACAAGGAUAUCAGUAAAAUAGUGAUGAUGCUCAGUUCAGCAGUGAAUGCAGUAAGGCAGGACAUACACAGCGAGCUGCAGGAGUAUAGCCAAUACCAGUUCUUGUGGACCGAAGACAGAGACAAGUCUGUCGAGGAGUUCUUAGCAACUGACCCAAUUCUAUCAGAGUUUAAAGCAGAGAUAUUGCGCUAUGAAAGGCUUGAACAAGAGCUCGAUGAUAUCCCUGCCUCGAAAAGACUAGGAGCUAUUGAACUUUUUGCUGCGCCAUUGAAAAUGGCUCUGUCGGUUGAAGCCAAGGCAUGGAAACUGUUAUUUGGAAAGCACCUUAAUGCAAAGUUCAGACAGAAGAUGGAUGACAUAUUUGAGUUUGUCGAUGAACAGAGCAAGAGACUUGUGCGGCCAAUUCAAGAUCUUGAGGAUGUACGCAAUGCAAUGGCAGCACUGGAAGCCAUCAGACAUGAGCAAAUUCACAUCGACAUGUCAUUAGGGCCGAUAGAAGAGGCGUACGCAAUGCUGCAGAAAUUCAACGUCUCCGUCUCAAUGGACGAGAUGAACCGUGUGGAUACACUCAGAUACUCUUUCCAAAAACUCCUCUCACAGUCGAGUGAAGUGCAAGACACCCUGCUCCGUAUCCAGCCCGAGUUCAAAGCAGAACUUCUCACCUCUGUGGAAACCUUUAUACAUGACGUAGAUGACUACACAACGUCAUAUGACGAGGUUGGGCCGAUGUGUGAAGGCAUCAGUCCACAGGAAGCCAGCGACAGGCUGAGUGUGUUCCAGAGUAAGUUUGAUGAACUGUGGCGCCAGUACGACACGUACAGAGGAGGAGAGCAGUUGUUCGGUCUGCCACAGACAGACUACCCAGCACUCGUGCGCACUAAGAAAGAACUGGGCUUACUGCAGAAGCUCUAUGGUCUCUAUAACUCUGUAAUGGACAGCAUCAAUGGCUACUUCGAAAUUAUCUGGACAGAGGUGGAUAUUGAGAAGAUCAACAGUGACCUCCUUGACUUCCAGAACAGGUGUCGAAAGCUUCCGAAAGGAAUGAAAGAUUGGCAAGCCUUCAUUGACCUCAAAAACAAGAUCGAUGACUUUAGCGAGAGCUGUCCCCUGCUAGAGAUGAUGUCCAACAAAGCGAUGAAAGAUCGUCAUUGGGAUCGCAUCGCAGCGACAACUGGGCACACGUUUGAUCUCGAUUCGGAGAAUUUCUCCUUGAGAAAUAUCAUGGCAGCACCCUUGCUAAAGCACAAGGAGGAUAUUGAGGACAUCUGUAUUUCGGCAGUCAAAGAGAAGGACAUUGAGGCAAAGCUGAAGCAGGUCAUUGCUGAGUGGAAUGCAAACAGCCUGGCAUUUGCACAGUUCAAGACGCGCGGUGAAUUGCUGCUGAAAGGUGCCGAAACUACAGAGAUAGUGGCGUUUAUGGAAGACAGUCUGAUGAUGCUGGGCUCCUUGCUCAGUAACAGAUAUAAUGCUCCUUUCAAAAAAGACAUCCAAACGUGGGUGCAGAAGUUAUCCAAUACGUCAGACAUCAUUGAGAACUGGAUGGUUGUUCAGAACCUGUGGGUGUACUUGGAAGCUGUCUUUGUUGGUGGUGACAUUGCCAAGCAACUUCCGAAGGAAGCGAAACGGUUCCAGAGCAUCGAUAAGUCAUGGGUGAAGAUAAUGACGAAAGCUCACGAGACUCCGAACGUUGUGCAGUGUUGUGUCGGAGACGAAACGUUAGGGCAACUACUGCCUCACUUGCUUGAACAGCUAGAGUUCUGUCAGAAGUCACUGACCGGAUAUUUGGAGGGAAAGAGACUGAUUUUCCCCAGAUUCUUCUUCAUUUCUGAUCCAGCACUUCUUGAGAUUCUUGGUCAAGCCAGUGAUUCUCAUACUAUUCAGGCACAUUUGCUCGGCGUAUUUGAGAAUGUCGCUUUAGUGGAAUUCCAUGAGAAAGAGUACGACCGAAUUCUCUCGGUUGUCUCUAAGGAGGGAGAGACGAUUAUGCUUGAUAAGCCAGUACUGGCGAAGGGAAAUGUGGAGCUGUGGCUAGGAGAGCUACUCACAUGGCAGCAGAAGUCUCUGCACAGUGUCAUCCGGGAUGCUUACAACGCCAUCAAUGACUCCAGCUUCAACCUGUUGGGCUUCGUCAACAACUUUCAGGCUCAGGUCGGGCUGCUCGGCAUCCAGAUGCUGUGGACGCGCGAUGCGGAGGAGGCGCUGACGGCGGCUCGCAACGACAAGCGCAUCAUGGCGGCGAUGAAUCAGCGAUUCCUCGACCUGCUCAACACUCUCAUCGAUCAGACGACGCACGACCUCACCAAGUUCGAGCGCGUCAAGUUCGAGACGCUCGUCACGAUUCACGUGCACCAGCGAGACAUCUUCGACGAUCUGGUGAAAAUGCAUAUCCGUAGUCCGGGUGACUUUGAAUGGUUGAAGCAGUCAAGGUUCUACUUCAAGGACGACAUUGAUGAAUGUGUCAUCUCCAUCACAGAUGUAGAUUUUAGCUACCAGAACGAAUUUCUCGGCUGCACUGACCGCCUUGUCAUUACCCCACUAACGGACAGGUGUUACAUCACACUUGCCCAAGCGCUCGGCAUGUCGAUGGGUGGUGCACCAGCUGGGCCGGCAGGAACAGGGAAGACAGAAACUACAAAGGACAUGGGGAAAGCUCUCGGGAAAUACGUCGUCGUAUUCAACUGCUCAGAUCAGAUGGACUUCAGAGGAUUGGGCAGGAUCUUCAAAGGCUUGGCACAGUCUGGCUCCUGGGGCUGCUUUGACGAGUUCAACCGUAUAGAGCUGCCUGUGCUGUCUGUGGCUGCACAACAGGUGUACAUCACGCUCACCGCCAAGAAGGAGAGGCGCAAAAGCUUCCUCUUCUCCGAUGGCGACACCGUCACUCUCAACCCCGAAUUCGGUUUCUUUUUGACCAUGAAUCCAGGUUAUGCCGGUCGGCAGGAACUACCGGAAAAUCUGAAAGUGCAGUUCCGAACCGUGGCUAUGAUGGUGCCAGACAGACAGAUUAUUAUGCGAGUGAAGCUGGCCAGCUGUGGUUUCCAGGAGAAUGUCAUUCUGGCACAGAAGUUCUACACACUGUACAAACUAUGUGAAGAACAACUAACAAAGCAGGUGCAUUACGACUUUGGUUUGAGGAACAUCCUGUCUGUACUGCGUACUCUGGGAUCGAACAAGAGAGCGAGACCUGAGGACAGUGAAUCUACCAUCGUCAUGAGAGUGCUACGUGACAUGAAUCUCUCAAAACUGGUGGAUGAGGAUGAGCCGUUGUUCCUCAGCUUGAUCAGUGAUCUGUUUCCUGGCAUCCAGCUGGAUAGUGCUAGCUAUGAUGACCUUCAGGUGGCAAUACAACAUCAGGUCGAUGAGAUGGGUCUGGUCAACCAUCCGUCAUGGAAUCUAAAAGUCGUUCAGCUGUACGAGACACAGUGUGUGCGUCACGGCAUCAUGGCGCUGGGUCCUAGCGGAGCAGGCAAAUCCUGCUGCAUUCAGACGCUCAUGCGAUCCAUGACGGAGUGCGGCAGCAGUCACAGGGAGAUGAGAAUGAACCCCAAGGCCAUCACGGCACCGCAGAUGUUUGGAAGACUCGACGUGGCCACCAAUGACUGGACGGACGGCAUCUUUUCUACGCUGUGGAGAAAAACCUUGAAGACGAAAAAAACGGACCAUGUCUGGAUUAUACUGGAUGGACCUGUUGAUGCUAUCUGGAUUGAGAACCUCAACUCAGUGCUGGACGACAACAGGACGCUGACACUGGCUAAUGGUGAUCGUAUUCCUAUGUCACCCACCUGCAAGGUGCUGUUUGAGGUGCACAACAUCGACAAUGCCAGCCCAGCCACCGUGUCACGUAACGGCAUGGUGUACAUGAGCUCAUCAGCGCUGGACUGGAAGCCCAUACUUCAGGCCUGGUUGAACAAACGCGCAGCAGCUGAAGCAACGAUUCUUAAGCAACUGUUUGAUGAGCUAUUCCAAGACAUGUUCACUUAUGUCAAACAAAGCCUCUUUGCUAAAAUGGUUGUACUUGAAUGCAAUUAUAUCAGACAGUGCAUUGAUCUGCUAACUGGUUUGAUUCCAAGCAAAGAGGAGGUAGGUAAUCUGUCGGCUAAACACUUGGAGAGGCUCUUCAUCUUUGCUAUCAUGUGGAGCUUGGGGGCGCUACUGGAGCUGGAAGAUCGAUCGAAGAUGGAGGAGUACAUUCUGAGUCACCCAAGCAAACUCGCAUAUCCCGAAAUCCCGGAGGGAAGCGGACAGACGAUAUUCGAGUUUGUCGUCGCCGCAGACGGCGAUUGGGAGCACUGGUCAAACAGAGUGCAGGAGUAUAAGUACUCAUCCGAGGUGGUUCCAGAGUACUCGAGCAUCCUUGUGCCUAACGUCGACAAUGUGCGCUCCAACUUCCUCAUAGACACCAUCGCCAAGCAGCACAAGGCUGUGUUACUCAUAGGCGAGCAAGGAACAGCUAAAACAGUGAUGGUUAAGGCAUACAUGGCCGGAUAUGAUCCAGACCAGCAUAUGGGCAAGAGCUUUAACUUCUCGUCAGCCUCCACUCCAGCACUCUUCCAGCGCACUAUUGAGAGUUACGUUGACAAGCGGAUGGGAAACACGUACGGUCCACCAGCGGGCAGGAAGAUGACCGUAUUUGUUGAUGAUAUCAACAUGCCAAUCAUCAACGAGUGGGGAGAUCAGAUCACCAACGAGAUUGUGAGGCAAGGCAUGGAAAUGAAGGGCUUCUACUCGCUAGACAAGCCUGGUGACUUCACGAACAUCGCUGACAUGCAGUUCAUCGCUGCCAUGAUCCACCCUGGUGGCGGUCGCAACGACAUUCCGGAGCGCCUCAAGAGACAGUUUACCAUUUUCAAUUGCACACUGCCGUCGAACGCCUCAAUCGAUAAAAUCUUCGGUGUUAUUGGCUGUGGAUACUUCUGCAGCACCCGUUUCAAUGAAAGCAUUGUGGAGCUCUGCAAGGAUCUUGUGCCUGCUACUAGAACGUUGUGGCAACAGACAAAGGUGAAAAUGUUGCCCACACCAGCCAAGUUCCACUACAUCUUCAAUCUGCGAGAUCUGUCUCGCAUUUGGCAGGGCAUGCUCACUAUCAAAGGAUCCGAGUGUACAACGAAAGAGAUGCUGCUGUCUCUCUGGCAGCACGAAUGCACGCGUGUUAUUGCAGACAGAUUCACGAACGAAGACGAUAACAAGUGGUUCCAAGAGGUGAUCCGGCGGGUAGUGAAGACAAAUGUAGGUGAAGAGUUGGUGUCACAGAUCGUGAAGGAACCCUUCUUCGUCGACUUCCUCAGAGAUGCGCCAGAGGUUACGGGAGAAGAGCCAGAAGAUGCUGACCUUGAGGCACCAAAGAUAUAUGAAAUCAUUCCAGACUACAAUUUCUUGAAAGAGAAACUCCAGAUGUACAUGCAGAUGUACAACGAUACUGUGCGUGGCAAUGCUAUGGACUUGGUAUUCUUCCAUGAUGCCAUGAAUCAUCUAAUGAAGAUAUCAAGGGUGCUGAGGACAGCAAGAGGCAAUUCUCUGCUAGUAGGCGUCGGAGGUUCUGGCAAGCAAUCACUCACACGGCUUGCCUCCUACAUUGCCGGAUACAAGAUCUUCCAGAUAACACUAACAAGGUACUUGUGUUGUAGUGACGAGGUGCAUUACGACUUUGGUUUGAGGAACAUCCUGUCUGUACUGCGUACUCUGGGAUCGAACAAGAGAGCGAGACCUGAGGACAGUGAAUCUACCAUCGUCAUGAGAGUGCUACGUGACAUGAAUCUCUCAAAACUGGUGGAUGAGGAUGAGCCGUUGUUCCUCAGCUUGAUCAGUGAUCUGUUUCCUGGCAUCCAGCUGGAUAGUGCUAGCUAUGAUGACCUUCAGGUGGCAAUACAACAUCAGGUCGAUGAGAUGGGUCUGGUCAACCAUCCGUCAUGGAAUCUAAAAGUCGUUCAGCUGUACGAGACACAGUGUGUGCGUCACGGCAUCAUGGCGCUGGGUCCUAGCGGAGCAGGCAAAUCCUGCUGCAUUCAGACGCUCAUGCGAUCCAUGACGGAGUGCGGCAGCAGUCACAGGGAGAUGAGAAUGAACCCCAAGGCCAUCACGGCACCGCAGAUGUUUGGAAGACUCGACGUGGCCACCAAUGACUGGACGGACGGCAUCUUUUCUACGCUGUGGAGAAAAACCUUGAAGACGAAAAAAACGGACCAUGUCUGGAUUAUACUGGAUGGACCUGUUGAUGCUAUCUGGAUUGAGAACCUCAACUCAGUGCUGGACGACAACAGGACGCUGACACUGGCUAAUGGUGAUCGUAUUCCUAUGUCACCCACCUGCAAGGUGCUGUUUGAGGUGCACAACAUCGACAAUGCCAGCCCAGCCACCGUGUCACGUAACGGCAUGGUGUACAUGAGCUCAUCAGCGCUGGACUGGAAGCCCAUACUUCAGGCCUGGUUGAACAAACGCGCAGCAGCUGAAGCAACGAUUCUUAAGCAACUGUUUGAUGAGCUAUUCCAAGACAUGUUCACUUAUGUCAAACAAAGCCUCUUUGCUAAAAUGGUUGUACUUGAAUGCAAUUAUAUCAGACAGUGCAUUGAUCUGCUAACUGGUUUGAUUCCAAGCAAAGAGGAGGUAGGUAAUCUGUCGGCUAAACACUUGGAGAGGCUCUUCAUCUUUGCUAUCAUGUGGAGCUUGGGGGCGCUACUGGAGCUGGAAGAUCGAUCGAAGAUGGAGGAGUACAUUCUGAGUCACCCAAGCAAACUCGCAUAUCCCGAAAUCCCGGAGGGAAGCGGACAGACGAUAUUCGAGUUUGUCGUCGCCGCAGACGGCGAUUGGGAGCACUGGUCAAACAGAGUGCAGGAGUAUAAGUACUCAUCCGAGGUGGUUCCAGAGUACUCGAGCAUCCUUGUGCCUAACGUCGACAAUGUGCGCUCCAACUUCCUCAUAGACACCAUCGCCAAGCAGCACAAGGCUGUGUUACUCAUAGGCGAGCAAGGAACAGCUAAAACAGUGAUGGUUAAGGCAUACAUGGCCGGAUAUGAUCCAGACCAGCAUAUGGGCAAGAGCUUUAACUUCUCGUCAGCCUCCACUCCAGCACUCUUCCAGCGCACUAUUGAGAGUUACGUUGACAAGCGGAUGGGAAACACGUACGGUCCACCAGCGGGCAGAAAGAUGACCGUAUUUGUUGAUGAUAUCAACAUGCCAAUCAUCAACGAGUGGGGAGAUCAGAUCACCAACGAGAUUGUGAGGCAAGGCAUGGAAAUGAAGGGCUUCUACUCGCUAGACAAGCCUGGUGACUUCACGAACAUCGCUGACAUGCAGUUCAUCGCUGCCAUGAUCCACCCUGGUGGCGGUCGCAACGACAUUCCGGAGCGCCUCAAGAGACAGUUUACCAUUUUCAAUUGCACACUGCCGUCGAACGCCUCAAUCGAUAAAAUCUUCGGUGUUAUUGGCUGUGGAUACUUCUGCAGCACCCGUUUCAAUGAAAGCAUUGUGGAGCUCUGCAAGGAUCUUGUGCCUGCUACUAGAACGUUGUGGCAACAGACAAAGGUGAAAAUGUUGCCCACACCAGCCAAGUUCCACUACAUCUUCAAUCUGCGAGAUCUGUCUCGCAUUUGGCAGGGCAUGCUCACUAUCAAAGGAUCCGAGUGUACAACGAAAGAGAUGCUGCUGUCUCUCUGGCAGCACGAAUGCACGCGUGUUAUUGCAGACAGAUUCACGAACGAAGACGAUAACAAGUGGUUCCAAGAGGUGAUCCGGCAGGUAGUGAAGACAAAUGUAGGUGAAGAGUUGGUGUCACAGAUCGUGAAGGAACCCUUCUUCGUCGACUUCCUCAGAGAUGCGCCAGAGGUUACGGGGGAAGAGCCAGAAGAUGCUGACCUUGAGGCACCAAAGAUAUAUGAAAUCAUUCCAGACUACAAUUUCUUGAAAGAGAAACUCAAGAUGUACAUGCAGAUGUACAACGAUACUGUGCGUGGCAAUGCUAUGGACUUGGUAUUCUUCCAUGAUGCCAUGAAUCAUCUAAUGAAGAUAUCAAGGGUGCUGAGGACAGCAAGAGGCAAUUCUCUGCUAGUAGGCGUCGGAGGUUCUGGCAAGCAAUCGCUCACACGGCUUGCCUCCUACAUUGCCGGAUACAAGAUCUUCCAGAUAACACUAACAAGAUCGUAUAAUGUGACAAACCUGAUGGAUGACCUGAAGUAUCUCUAUCGUGUUGCUGGUGGUGAGGGCAAGGGCAUCACCUUCAUCUUCACCGACAAUGAAAUCAAGGACGAAGGCUUCCUCGAGUACAUCAACAAUGUGCUCAGCAGUGGAGAGGUGUCGAAUCUGUUCGCUAAAGAUGAGAUCGACGAGAUAUGUCAGGAGCUGGUUCCCGUCAUGAAGAAGGAGAGCCCGCGCGUGCCGCCGACGCAGGAGAAUCUCUACGACUACUUCAUCUCGCGUGCGAGAAACAACCUGCAUCUCGUCCUCUGCUUCUCGCCCGUGGGCGAAAAGUUCCGCAAUCGCGCCCUCAAAUUCCCCGGGCUCAUCUCUGGCUGCACGAUGGAUUGGUUCAGUCGCUGGCCGAAGGACGCUCUGAUAGCCGUGUCCAACCAUUUUCUGUCCAACUUCAACAUUGUGUGCACGCCUGAAGUCAAGAUGCAGUUGGUGGAGACAAUGGGCUCCUGCCACGAUGGCGUGUCGAUGACCUGUAUCGAUUACUUCGAUCGAUACCGACGACAAACGCAUGUCACACCGAAGUCAUACCUGUCAUUUAUUAGCGGUUACAAAAACAUUUACGGGGAGAAGUACAAGGAAAUAGGUGAGCUUGCGGAACGGAUGACUACAGGUCUCAACAAGUUGCUUGAGGCAACUGACUCUGUACAGCAGCUCUCCAAGGAGCUGGCCGUAAAGGAGAAGGAACUUGCCGUAGCAUCUAAAAAAGCUGACAAAGUGUUGGCUGAAGUGACAGUGAGUGCGCAAGCAGCUGAAAAGGUGAAGGCAUCUGUGCAAAAGGUGAAGGAUAAAGCUCAGAUAAUCGUCGAUCAGAUUGAAACCGAGAAGAUUGUUGCAGAGGGCAAGCUGGAGAAGGCCAGGCCUGCUCUUGCAGAGGCAGAGUCUGCUCUCCAGACGAUCAAAGCUGCUCAUAUCUCCACCGUGCGUAAGCUGGGUAAACCGCCGCAUCUGAUCAUGCGCAUCAUGGACGCGUGCCUCAUGCUCUUCCAACGCCGGCUCGACUCUGUACAACCUGACCCUGACAGACCCUGCGUAAAGCCAUCCUGGGGGGAGUCAUUAAAGCUGAUGAGCAGUUCAGGAUUCAUGCAAGGUCUUCAGAACUUCCCGAAGGACUCUAUCAACGAGGAGACAGUUGAACUGAUGACACCAAUUUUGACCAUGGAAGAUUACACUUUUGAGUCGGCCAAGAAAGUCUGUGGCGAUGUCGCUGGCCUGCUGUCCUGGUCCAGAGCUAUGGCCUUCUUCUACACAAUUAACAAAGAAGUGUUACCACUAAAGGCAAACUUGGCAAUUCAAGAGGUGAAACUAGGAGUAGCAAACGAUGAGCUUGCUAAAGCGCAGGCCCAGCUGGAUGAAAAACAGAAUGAAUUGGAUACUGUGCAGGCUAUGUAUGAUGCUGCGAUGACUGAAAAACAGAGCCUUCUUGAUGAUGCCGAGACAUGCCGAAGGAAGAUGACUGCAGCUUCGGCUCUGAUUGGCGGCCUUGGUGGAGAGAAGGUCCGCUGGACAGAGCAGAGUAAGGAGUUCAAGGCACAAAUUGACCGGCUUGUCGGUGACGUUCUCCUGUGUACAGGAUUCUUGUCCUACUCGGGUCCAUUCAACCAGGAGUUCCGUGUCUUACUACUGGAAAACUGGAAGAAAGAAUUAACAGACAGACAAAUUCCGUUCAGUAGUGACAUCAAUAUCACCAACAUGCUAGUCGAUACGCCAACGGUGGGUGAAUGGAACCUGCAAGGGUUGCCCAGCGACGACCUUUCCAUCCAGAAUGGCAUCAUUGUUACGAAAGCAUCCAGAUAUCCACUUCUCAUUGAUCCUCAAGGCCAGGGCAAACACUGGAUCAUGAACAGAGAACUCACAUCUUCUAUACAGGUGACCUCUCUUAAUCACAAGUGGUUCAGAACGCACCUGGAGGAUUCACUGUCUCUUGGCAAAUCGCUUAUGAUUGAGAAUGUCGAGGAGGAACUUGACCCUGCACUAGACAACGUGCUAGAGAAGAACUUUAUCAAGUCUGGUUCCACCUACAAAGUUAAAGUUGGUGACAAAGAGGUUGAUGUCAUGAGUGGCUUUGUUCUCUACGUCACAACCAAGCUACCCAACCCAUUGUACACACCCGAGAUUAGCGCAAAGACAUCGAUCAUAGACUUCACGGUUACGAUGAAAGGUUUGGAGGAACAGCUGUUGGGUAGAGUCAUUCUCAGUGAGAAACAGGAACUGGAAGCAGAACGUACAAAGCUGAUGGAAGAUGUGACAGCCAAUAAACGCAAGAUGAAGGAGCUGGAAGACAAUCUCCUCUACAAACUGACUAGCACAAAGGGUUCACUGGUGGACGAUGAGUCGCUAAUUCAGGUGUUGGCUAUCACCAAGGAGACAGCAGCAGAAGUCAGUGAGAAGCUGAUCGUGGCAGCCGACACGGAGUUAAAGAUCAACAAUGCUCGUGAAGAAUUCCGACCAGUUGCGACUAGAGGUAGUAUUCUCUACUUCCUUAUCUGUGAGAUGAGCAUGGUCAAUAUCAUGUACCAGACAUCACUCAAGCAAUUUCUGGGAGUAUUUGAUAUGUCAAUGUCAAAAUCUGCGAAGUCGCCCAUACCAGCUAAGCGAAUUGAUAACAUUAUCAAGUUCCUUACAUAUGAGGUGUUUAAGUACACCUGCAGAGGCUUGUAUGAGAACCACAAGUUCCUCUUCACCCUUCUGCUUGCGCUGAAGAUUGACCUUGAUGGGUCAAAGGUUAAGCAUGAAGAAUUCCAAAUGUUCAUCAAAGGUGGUGCUGCAUUGGAUCUAAAUUCUGUUCAAGCCAAACCAUGCAAAUGGAUCACUGACAUAACUUGGCUCAAUCUCGCUGAACUAAGCAAACUACCACAGUUCAGUGAAAUCCUCAACCAGAUUCCGCGCAACGAGAAAGGCUGGAAGAUCUGGUUCGAUAAAGAUGCGCCGGAGGAGGAACAGAUGCCAGACGGCUAUCACAGCUCGCUGGACACCUUCAGAAAACUGCUGCUCGUCAGAUCGUGGUGCCCCGAUAGAACUAUGGCACAGGCACGCAAGUACAUCGGAGACUCACUCGGUGCCAAAUACGCAGAUUCAGUCAUCUUGAAUCUGGAGAUGACAUGGGCUGAGAGUGAUCCUCAUGUGCCACUAAUCUGCUUCUUAUCCAUGGGCUCUGACCCAACUAGCCAGAUAGAAGGCCUUGCGAAGAAACUCCAUGUUGACUGCCGAGCCAUUUCCAUGGGUCAGGGACAAGAGGUCCAUGCUAGGCGAUUACUCAGCCAAUCUAUGCAAGCUGGUGGUUGGGUUCUGCUGCAAAACUGUCAUCUUGGUCUGGAUUUCAUGGACGAGCUGCUGGAGACAGUAAUUUCUGCCGAGUCUCCCUCUGAGUCAUUCAGAGUUUGGAUCACCACUGAUGUUAGCCCACAGUUCCCUAUCAGCUUGUUGCAGGCAUCCAUCAAGUUCACCAACGAGCCACCGCAGGGUAUCAAAGCUGGCCUGAAGAGAACGUAUAGCGGCAUUAGUCAGGAUCAGCUGGACGUUAGCAAUCUAGCGCAGUGGAAACCCUUGCUUUACGCUGUGUCGUUCCUGCACACUGUCGUACAGGAGCGGCGUAAGUUUGGGCCUCUUGGCUGGAACAUACCGUACGAGUUCAACAGCUCCGACUGGAUCUCCAGUGUGCAGUUUGUGCAGAAUCACCUUGAUGACCUCGACCCUAAAAAGGGCGUGUCAUGGCCGACAGUGCGCUACAUGCUGGGGGAGGUGCAGUAUGGUGGCCGCGUGACCGACGAUUACGACAAGACACUGCUCAACACCUUUGCGAGGGUGUGGUUUGGUGAUCACAUGUUCCAAGAUGCGUUCACCUUCUAUACGGGUUAUAAGAUCCCAAGGGUAAAGUCAAUGGAGCAGCACAUGCAGGCAAUAGAGGAGCUGCCUCUAGUAGACUCCCCGCAAGCCUUUGGGCUGCAUUCGAACGCAGACAUCACGUACCAGAGCAAUACAGCAUCAGAAGUCUUAGACACUAUCAUGAACAUUCAGCCGAAGGACAGUGGGGGUGGCAGCGGAGAGACUCGUGAGAGUGUCGUCUACAAGAUGGCCAAUGACAUGUUAGAAAAACUACCACCUGACUAUAUUCCCCACGAGGUGAAAGCCAAGCUGCAGAAGAUGGGCGCCUACAACUCGAUGAACAUCUUCCUGCGUCAGGAGAUCGACCGCAUGCAGCGAGUCAUCACGACCGUGAGAAACACCCUCACCGACCUCAAACUCGCCAUCGAGGGCACCAUCAUCAUGAGCGAGAACUUGCGCGACGCUCUGGACAACAUGUUCGACGCGAGAGUGCCGGGACUGUGGAGGAAGAUAUCCUGGCAGUCUUCGACGCUAGGAUUCUGGUUCACCGAACUCGUCGAAAAGAACGCGCAGUUCUCGUCGUGGAUCUACGACGGGCGACCCAACGUGUUCUGGAUGACAGGCUUCUUCAACCCACAAGGCUUCCUGACUGCGAUGAGGCAGGAGGUCACACGUGCACAUAAGGGUUGGGCAUUGGACUCGGUCACACUUCACAACGACGUCCUGAAGCAGAACAAAGAGGACAUUACAUCACCGCCUCAGGAGGGCGUCUACAUCCACGGCCUGUUUCUGGACGGGGCCGGCUGGGACCGGCGUAACUGUCGGCUGACCGAGGCGACGGCGAAGGUGCUCUUCACGAGCCUGCCCGUCAUCCACGUGUACGCCAUCAACUCGAUCGCGCCCAAGGACCCGAAGCUGUACCAGUGUCCCGUCUACAAGAAGCCGCAGCGCACCGACCUCACGUUCAUCACGCCCGUGUGGCUGAAGACGGUGCAGAAUCCCGACCACUGGACGCUGCGCGGCGUCGCACUGCUCUGCGACAUCAAGUAGACUCGCGAUGCCGAGGAACGGGGAGUGGUAGGGGAAGCCAUGUCGAGAUUCCCACAGCUCCAUUGCCUGUGUGACAUCAAGUAGACGUGCAAUGCCAGGAAACGGGUGGUAGGGGGAGCCAUGGUUGAGAUCUGGUAGCAAGGAUUCUUCUGCUGUGUUAUUCUUGUAGCAGUUUUGCUAUUUUUGUGGGAUUUGAUGGCACACCGUUUACCUUCCAUCUGGAUUCCAAUGUUUUGUCUUUGUCCUGUACAUGUGUAAACUGUUUGAGUAAUUAUCUGGGAGUCUAAAGUAUUUUUUUACAAUCUGCGGAAAGUGACAUUUUAAAAAUGUUAAAAGUUUUUUAUAAGUCUGCCUGUCAUUUUCUGAAACGGUUUGGUGAUUUUUAUGAGCAAAAAAAACAUUCAAAUCGUAGAAUUUAUUGUACAGCUUUUCGCACAAAUGUUAGUAAUUGUAAAACGAAAUAUAAUUUCAAUCCAUGAAUCAAA
Priapulus caudatus is the source of this 16922-nucleotide messenger RNA. RefSeq names its product dynein heavy chain 8, axonemal-like. The coding region runs from base 1 to 16437 and encodes 5478 amino acids. NCBI's taxonomy places the organism in Eukaryota, Metazoa, Priapulida, Priapulimorpha, Priapulimorphida, Priapulidae. Gene Ontology annotation, cellular component: dynein complex. The record is from RefSeq and is a predicted model, not a curated record. Gene Ontology annotation, molecular function: ATP hydrolysis activity; minus-end-directed microtubule motor activity; dynein light intermediate chain binding. The transcript has 102 exons. Gene Ontology annotation, biological process: microtubule-based movement.